AUGUCUGGGUUUAUGAGCUACUUCGGUGGUCGAAAGGACCCUAAACAGACCACCCGCGAAGCAAUAGUCACGCUUCGCCAACAACUGCAGAUGCUGGAGAAGAAAGAGGAGCAUCUACAGAAGAAGGUUGAGGAGGAGAUGAAGAAGGCGAGAGCAAAUGCGGUCACUAAUAAACAAGCCGCCACUGCCGCAUUACGACGGAAGAAGGCUACGGAACAAGAACUCGAUCGAUUAGCAGGGACACGUCUGCAGCUCGAAAUGCAGGUCAACACGUUAGAAUCUGCGAACUUUAACCAGGAAACUAUGACUGCGAUGAAGAAGGGCUCAGACGCACUCAAGGCGAUUCAUGGUAAUUUGUGCGUCGUCGCCGUUGCUUGCUGCGCUAGACUGCGAUCUGCGCGGCCAUAUUCGUUGACUCAUUUACUUAUUUCAUUUCUCCCGCCAUUUUUUUCCCGUUGGAUCUUCAGAACACCGGAUAAGGUUGACUCGACGAUGCAAGCUAUCAACGAACAACGCGAGAUUGCGAACGAAAUAUCGGAUGCGAUUUCAAAUCCAAUGAAUACUGGUGACGAACUCAAGUUGGAGCUGCAAGAGCUGGAGCAAGACGAGCUCAACGAACGUCUGGCAGGCGCCGAGCGCGCUCCGACCACGGCCUUGCCUUCGGUAGCAAGAGAAGAACCAAUGCGGAAGCAACUGGUGGAAGAAGACGACGAAGAGGCACAACUCAAGGAGUUGCAAGCGGCUUUGGCUAUGUAG
This is a messenger RNA of Fomitiporia mediterranea MF3/22, 756 nucleotides long. RefSeq lists its product as uncharacterized. The record is from RefSeq and is a predicted model, not a curated record. Gene Ontology annotation, cellular component: cytoplasmic side of plasma membrane; ESCRT III complex; multivesicular body. Lineage: Eukaryota; Fungi; Basidiomycota; Agaricomycetes; Hymenochaetales; Hymenochaetaceae. The coding region runs from base 1 to 756 and encodes 251 amino acids. Gene Ontology annotation, biological process: vesicle budding from membrane; late endosome to vacuole transport via multivesicular body sorting pathway. The transcript is spliced from 4 exons.